GUCUUCAGUCAUUCGCACGCCUGAGCACAAGCUCAGCUCACUAAUGCUCUGCUACAGAGUUUGUGAGCGGAUUUUUUUUUCAUUCGUGAUAGUGAUCGGUUCUUGAUCGUACAUGAUGGCCUUUGGGAGUUUGAGGUGUAGGACGGUGCUAGUGUUGCUGGUGUUCUGUGCAGUGCAUCCUAAAGCAACCGCACCUCAAGAAGCAGGGACAAUUCAACGCGAAAGUAUAGAUUUGCAAAAGUGUGGCAUUAACAAUCCGGCACUGCCAAAGAUCGUAAGCCGCGUCACAGAGGGUGAGAUCGCAAUCGAAGGCUACUGGCCGUGGCAUGGUGGACUGUUCCAUCUGAACGAUUAUCAGUGCGGUUGUACGCUCAUCAAUGAGCUGUUUGUGCUGACGGCUAGCCAUUGUGUGUACAACGGUGACACAGGGUACAGGAUAAGUGAGAAACUCGUACGCGUUAAGUUGGGCAUGCACCGACUGUCGGCCAACGACAGCAGCUCGUUGCAAACAUUCACGGUGCAGAAGAUUAUACCGCACUCAAAAUUCGUCCCGAACAGUCACAAACAUGACGUGGCACUGUUGCGACUCAAUGGAACGGUAUCGUUUACGAAUUACGUGCAACCGGUGUGUCUGGACCUGACGGAAACGAUAUGGGUCGAGUAUUUGGCGGACGUAAUCGGUACGGUUGUGGGCUGGGGUAUCACGGAGAAGAACCGCAUCUCGGACCAGCUGCUACAGGCGGAGCUCCCGAUAGUGCGCUACACGGACUGCGUCGAAAGUAACCCUGAACUCUACGGACGGCUCAUCUACAGUGGGAUGUACUGUGCGGGAAUAUUGAACGGCACUAGCCCAUGCAACGGUGACAGUGGUGGUGGGAUGUACAUUAAACGUGACAAACGCUGGUUUUUGCGGGGUGUCGUUUCGUUUUCGGCCAUCCGUGAGGGCACAAACUACUGUGACUCGUUCAGCUACGUCGUGUUUAUGAACGUACCGUACUAUGCGAAAUGGAUCGAGCAGGAGGUGGACACAGCAAGGGCCGAGCUGUUGAAAGCUUCCACAGCGUCUGUGUCGACCCGGUGGGAUUCCGAUCGGAACGAAGACUACGAGGAGGAUAAUAUCUACUCGCUACGGAUGGAGAUGGAAAGCGACAGCCCACAGGCCAUGCCCAGGAUGGGUCCAGAGCGGACAGCAGUGCGAAAGCGUACCGUGCGCUGUGGACAAGGUGUGACACUUUCGUGCAAAAGAUCUGCCGGUUUGGCCCAGAAGAAGAUCCACUGGUACAAGGCGGAAAACGGAUCACGGACGUUUUUGAUUGAGAAUGAAACGCUCGUCUACCGUGACGUGCGCUAUCAUCAUGCCGGAGAAUAUUGGUGUCAGGUGACCAGCGACACGGGCACUUUGUACGAAACUGGCCUCGAACUGACCGUGACCAGCGUUCCGAUACGAUUUCAGCAGAGCGAGUACAUAUCGUACGCGGUGCAUGACACGCUCCUGGACACUCAGCUAUCCACCCAGUUCAGCUUCGAGAUGACCUUUCGAACGAGCGAAUCGAAUGCGCUACUGUUCCACAAGCCACCGGUAGCCGGUGUCGAGAGCUGGACCUUUUCGCUGCUGCUCGAACGGAACCGCCUUACGCUGCGGAUCGUCCCACCGGGUCAGCUGGAGAAGGUUUUCCGGAGCGUCCGGCUACAACUUCAACCGACCCGCUGGCAUACGGUGCUGGUGAGCAGCUACGACGGUCAGGGACUGAUGGCGCUGGACGGUCAAUAUCUGUUGGGAUUUGAGGGUCAUCUAGUGCAGCAGCGGGCCGAUCGAUUCUACAUUGCAAACGCUCCCGGACUGCGGACGCCCGGUUUUAGUGGGUGUGUGAGCCGAUUGAUGGUAAACGAUAAGGUGCUGCACCUGGACCGGGACUUUUCCCACCGGGUUAAUGUGGUACAGUGCGAGUUUUGCUAUUCGGAAGAAUGCAAUAUGGGCCGGUGUCCGGGGGGACAGCAGCACUCUUGCAUAAAUUACGGCUGCAUCGACCAGGGACGGCAAUGCGAUGGUCCGGUGGGUUUGAUGCCCGAGGGUGACUGUUCUGAUUUUGGACCAGAACCGUCCACCCUGGGCCUUCGGUUCCAGAACAAUAGUUACGUGUCCUAUCGAAGCUUUCUACGGGUGGUGCUGACAGUUGAUUUGCAGUUUCAGCUCCACGGUCUGACCGAUGGAGUCGUCCUGCACACUGCCGAACACAGGCGAGGUUUUGGCAAGUUUAUUACGAUCCUGGUGAAGGCGGGACGCAUUGAGAUGAGAUUUACGACCGAUGCACAUCUGCAUACGAUUUAUCUCGAGUCGACCGUCAAGCUGCUGACAGGCAGAUGGUAUCGAUUGCAGGCCGGAUACCGGGACGGCUACGUCUACGUGCAGGUCGACAAGGAGCAGGAGGUAGCCCGAAGCAUACUUGGGACCGUUUUUCCCAUCGAUCGGCAGCUGGUGGUGUUUGUCGGUGGAGUCCGAUGGGCGGGUUUCAUCAACCGGCAUAGAGACGUGAAGCAAGGGCUGGAUGGGUGCAUUAAGGAGCUCAAACUUUCCGGACUUCCGGUGGACCUGGUGGACGACAUGGUGGAAUCCGCAAAUAUACGCAGCUGCCAGGACGAACGACGCUAAAUGGUUUGCAGUGGCAGGGCUGGCGGUGCGCUGCGGUAUUGUCCGCCAUUUCCAUUUCGUAGUAAUUAAAUUCCCAUUCCGGCGUGGUUGCAAUGCAGUUGCAGCAUUUCCACGCUUGCAGACCAACUUGUUUCAGAUUCACGCUCGUGGGCAAUAAGAGGGACAACCGCAUAACAGACCGCAUUUCAUUCAUUUUCCUGCAGCCGUGGGACCGAUUUGGUCGUGUUUCAUUUAGGGUGUGGACAGAAGAUUGCAACACACGCACACACACGCACACACACACACACAUAAAGCAAGCUCAUUGUCAUCGUCUCAUUAUAGCAGCUAUGAUCAACAGAAGUCGUGAGAUGCAAAGGGGAGGAUGAAACGGACGAAUAAAAUAAUUGAAAAAGUAAUAAAAAUGAAGCUGAAUUAAAC
Messenger RNA from Anopheles stephensi (Asian malaria mosquito), 3067 nucleotides. Its product is annotated as pikachurin-like. Gene Ontology annotation, biological process: proteolysis. Gene Ontology annotation, molecular function: serine-type endopeptidase activity. NCBI's taxonomy places the organism in Eukaryota, Metazoa, Arthropoda, Insecta, Diptera, Culicidae. Bases 113 to 2650 code for a protein of 845 amino acids. The transcript has 6 exons. The record is from RefSeq and is a predicted model, not a curated record.